AUGCCGCCAGUCGCUCUAACCAUAUCCCGACUGUUGCGACAACAGGCACAGUCCAUAACAACAAGAUCCCUGGUGCGACAACCGCUUCUCCAGCAGCAACAGCGCACAAUAAUAUCACAGCAAUUCUCUCAAUCUUCGAGACGAGUCGCCCAAUCCAGACCUUCAUUACAUACCCGGAAACCGUUCAAUCAUCCUUCCAAACAACCGAAACAAAAACGCUUCUCGUCAUCCACCAGCACAAAUGAAACCGCGCACCACCAAUCCCAACAACAACAGACAAAACAACAAUCCCAAUCCUUCUCCCAGCGCAUGAAAACCCUCUCCCGCGAAUACGGCUGGKCAGCACUAGGCGUCUACCUCGCGCUCUCUGCGCUGGAUUUCCCUUUCUGUUUCGCGGCUGUGCGAUUAUUUGGCGUCGAGCGAAUUGGGCACUACGAGCAUGUAGUUGUCGAAGAGGCGAAGAAGCUUUUUUAUUCUGUUGUGCCGAUUGAGAGGGCGACGUUAGAGGGAGAGACUGCUGAUGCUGAUGCUGCUGAAGCUAGGGAGAAACUUAGCGAUGAAGGAGCUAGCAUAUGGACACAACUCGCAAUAGCAUACGCAGUCCACAAGAGCUUAAUCUUCUUCCGCGUCCCGCUCACAGCCGCCGUGACGCCCAAAGUCGUCAAAACGUUGCGAAGCUGGGGCUGGAAUAUCGGCAAAAAGACUCCCAAGGCUGCUAAAUAG
This is a messenger RNA of Talaromyces amestolkiae, 723 nucleotides long. RefSeq lists its product as uncharacterized. Bases 1 to 723 code for a protein of 240 amino acids. The record is from RefSeq and is a predicted model, not a curated record. Gene Ontology annotation, cellular component: mitochondrion. NCBI's taxonomy places the organism in Eukaryota, Fungi, Ascomycota, Eurotiomycetes, Eurotiales, Trichocomaceae. The transcript has 2 exons.